AUGGGUCCUCUGCUUCUUUUCCUUUUUUGCGCCUUUGGUUCGCUUGCACGUGCUGCUACAGUCACGUACGAUUUCAAUAUCACUUGGGUGACGGCGAACCCUGAUGAUGCCUUUCCACGUCCUGUCAUUGGGAUCAAUGGCCAAUGGCCUAUCCCUGCUAUUACGGCCAACGUCAAUGACCAAAUCAUCGUCAAUAUCCAUAAUCAACUGGGCAACCAAUCCACUGGCCUGCAUUUCCAUGGGCUCUACAUGAAUGGCACAGCUCAUAUGGAUGGGCCGGUCGCUGUUACACAGUGUCCUGUGGGCCCGGGACAGACCUUCAAAUAUGAUUUCAUGAUCAAACAACCAGGCACUUACUGGUACCACUCACACAACGCAGGACAGUAUCCGGAUGGUCUUCGAGGUCCACUUAUCAUUCAUGACCCUGAGUCGCCUUACAAAGACGAAGUCGACGAAGAGAAAGUCUUGACAUUGUCCGACUGGUACCACGACCAAAUGACCGAUCUAAUGGCCGGCUUUAUCAGUGUCACCAACCCAACAGGAGCGGAGCCAGUACCCAACGGUGCGUUGAUGAACGAGACUCAGAAUCUGACGACGCCCGUCGAGCCUGGCAAGACUUACAUGCUUCGCAUCAUCAACAUCGGUGCUUUUGCAGCCCAAUAUUUCUGGAUCGAAGGCCACAAGAUGCAGAUCGUAGAAGUCGACGGUAUCUACACCGAGAAAGCAGAAGCGGACAUGAUCUACUUGACCGCAGCACAGCGAUACAGCGUGCUCGUCACCACCAAAGAUGAUGCAUCGAGCAACUUCGCAUUCGUGUCAAGCAUGGACCAGGAUCUCUUCGACGCUGUCCCUGACGGCCUUAAUUGCAACGUCACAGGCUGGCUAGUCUACAACAAUGACGCAGAAAAGCCCGAACCAACUCUCAUUGACGAGUUCAACGAAUUCGACGACUUCAAGCUCGUCCCUUACGACAAAGAGCCCCUCCUAGACAAGGUCGACCACUCAAUCACGCUCGACUUCAAGAUGGACAACCUCGGUGACGGCGCGAACUACGCAUUCUUCAACGAGCAAACCUAUGUCCGCCCCAAAGUACCAACCCUAUACACGGCCCUCUCGAGCGGCACAUUCGCCACAGACCCCACAAUCUACGGCACGAACAGCAACUCCUUCAUCCUGCAGAAAGACGAAGUCGUCGAACUGAUAAUUAACAGUGCCGACCCAGGCAAACACCCUUUCCACUUACACGGGCACUUCUUCCAAGCCGUCGUGCGGUCCGAAGAGGAAGCGGGCGUGUACGUGCACAAUGAGACCUUCCCCGCCACACCGAUGAAGAGGGAUACCUUUAUGGUGCACCCAAAUGGGAAUAUCGUGCUAAGGUUCCGAGCGAACAAUCCGGGAGUUUGGCUGUUCCAUUGCCAUCUGGAGUGGCAUGUCGCUUCGGGGCUUGUAGCCUCUAUGAUCGAGGCGCCUUUGGAAUUGCAAUCGACGCUGAAGAUCCCCGAGGACCAUUACCAGAUCUGUCGCGACCAGGGGCUGCCUUUUGCAGGUAACGCCGCUGGCAAUACUGUUGACCUUCUUGAUUUGAAGGGGGAGAAUGUCAGUCCGGCGCCAUUGCCAGAUGGGUUCACACCAAGGGGCAUUGUCGCGUUGACUUUCAGCAUCAUCGCAGCCUUUUUGGGAUUGGCGAUGGUGGCGUGGUAUGGUGCUGGGGAGAUUGGGAAGAAGGAGCCAGUGGCGGGGGGUCAGGUUAGGGAGACGAUUGAUGAGGUGAAAUGA
Messenger RNA from Bacidia gigantensis, 1776 nucleotides. RefSeq lists its product as uncharacterized. The record is from RefSeq and is a predicted model, not a curated record. The transcript is spliced from 4 exons. The coding region runs from base 1 to 1776 and encodes 591 amino acids. Lineage: Eukaryota; Fungi; Ascomycota; Lecanoromycetes; Lecanorales; Ramalinaceae. Gene Ontology annotation, biological process: reductive iron assimilation; cellular response to iron ion starvation. Gene Ontology annotation, molecular function: copper ion binding; ferroxidase activity. Gene Ontology annotation, cellular component: high-affinity iron permease complex.